Molecule: messenger RNA, 808 nt
Organism: Acomys russatus (golden spiny mouse)
Lineage: Eukaryota; Metazoa; Chordata; Mammalia; Rodentia; Muridae
Gene: C26H16orf78
Product: chromosome 26 C16orf78 homolog
Exons: 5
Coding region: 47-808 (253 amino acids)
Source: RefSeq, a predicted model, not a curated record
GAGUGCCAGGCUUUGUAGGGUUGUAGGGCACAGCUGAGACGUCAUCAUGUCAGAAGAUCUAGAAGACACCAAAGAUCUGAUGCCCACUGAGAGAAAGUCCAUCUGGAGGACAGCUGAGGAGAGGCGAAUGUCUGAUCUCACCCGAGUGCUGGAAUGGCUAGAGCGGAGGCAGGGCAAGAAGAAGCGUGACCUCCAGAAAAAGGCUGAGGAAGUGAAACGUGCAGAAGAGAAGGCAGGAAAAAGCCCAGGCAACAAGAAGAAAGUAAACAAAGACGGCCGCAGAGUGACCUUCAACAAGAACCAUGAUGUGCAUGUCGUCAAGAAGCAGGAGUCCAGUGGUCCCCACAAGGGAGCAGACACAAAGGCCAAGCAUGUGAACUUGCUUUCCACCACCUUCAACAGGGAUGUUCUGAAGAAGUCUGAUUUAGACAUCAAGGACGUGAUAGCCCUAGAAAACAGUCGUGUGAGCUCCUUCCGCAGACAGAGCUCCGUAGCAGAUCCCGUUCUUCAGGACACUGUGUUUGGCACCCGGAGGGCAGGCCUCCUGAGAGAAUGGGCCAGCAAGGGUCCUGAGAAGCUGAAGAGCCUCAUGGAGAAGGGCACAGAGCCCAAGAUAGAGAACGUCAAGAUGCUAAAGCCAGAAGAGGUGCUGAGCUGCAGGUACCUGCGUUUGUCCAAGAACAACAUCAAGACCUUGAUCAAGCUGUGCAAGGACGCGGGGCUGGACGUGGAUGUCCACCCACACAUGGUGGAGGCCGAGAUAGAUGCAAAGAAGAUAUUUGAGCACCGGUCCAGCGUAGCGCUCUAG